AUGUCGAAAACACAGUGGAAAGAUAUCCCCGUCGUGCCGACGUCGCAGGAAUUCCUCGACAUUGUGCUCUCCCGAACACAGAGGCGACUUCCCACACAGAUCCGCUCUGGCUUCAAGAUUAGCAGAAUCAGAGCCUUCUACACCCGCAAAGUCAAGUACACGUCCGAGACCUUCACCGAGCGUUUGACCGCCACCAUCAACGGUUUCCCGCGCCUCGCAGACAUUCACCCGUUCCACCGCGAUCUUUUGAACACUUUGUACGACGCCGACCACUUCAGAAUUGCGCUGGGACAGCUGAGUACGGCCAAGUCGCUUAUUGAGGCCGUCGCUCGUGACUAUGUCCGGCUCAUCAAAUAUGGCCAGAGUUUGUUUCAGUGCAAGAACCUCAAGCGCGCCGCCCUCGGUCGCAUGGCCACAAUCUGCAAGCGCCUCAAAGACCCGCUUGUGUACCUUGAGCAAGUGCGACAGCAUUUGGGCCGUCUACCCUCGAUCGACCCGAACACCCGCACGCUCGUCAUUUGCGGUUACCCCAAUGUCGGUAAAUCGUCUUUUCUGAAGGGUAUCUCUAGGGCCGAUGUUGACAUCCAGCCCUAUGCCUUCACAACCAAGAGUCUGUUCGUUGGACACUUCGACUACAAGAUGCUGCGGUUCCAGGCGAUCGAUACCCCCGGUAUUCUCGAUCAUCCGCUCGAAGAGAUGAACACCAUUGAGCACCAGUCUAUCUGCGCAAUUGCUCAUUUGCGUGCCGCUGUCCUCUACUUCAUGGAUUUGUCCGAGCAGUGCGGUUAUUCUGUCUCUGCCCAGGUCUCACUGUUCAACUCUAUCAAGCCCUUGUUCGCCAACAAGCUGGUGUUCGUGGUCAUUAACAAGAUCGAUGUUACUAGACCGGAAGACCUGGAUCCCGAGAGCCAGGAGCUGAUCCAGGGUAUGCUCAAGUCGGGUGAGGUCGAGUUGCUCCAGCUCUCCUGCACUACGACCGAGGGGUUGAUGAACGUCCGUAAUGAGGCCUGUGACCGCUUGUUGGCCUCGCGUAACGCCGAGAAGCUCAAGGCAGGCACCAACAGCUCGGGUGAGCCAACUGGCAGGCUUGGUGACCUUCUUCGCCGCAUUCACGUCGCUCAGCCAAUGGGUGGAGUCACCCGCGAGACAUCGAUCCCAGAUGCUGUCAAGAACAGGAAAAAGUAUGACUCUGCUGAUCCAGAGCGGAUCAGGCUGGAGCGCGACAUCGAAGAGGAGGAAGGCGGUGCUGGUGUCUACAACUUCAACAUGCGGAAAAACUACCUUCUCGAAAACCCAGAGUGGAAGGAAGACAGGAUACCCGAAGUCUACGAUGGUAAGAACGUCUACGACUUCAUUGACCCCGAAAUCGAGGCCAAGCUCGCAGCGUUGGAAGAAGAGGAGGAGAAGCUUGAAGCCGAGGGCUUCUACGAGUCUGACGAUGAUGUUGAAGAUGCCGAGGAGGCGGACAUUCGAUACAAGGCAGAGCUCAUCCGUGAGAAGAGACAGCUCAUCCGCAACGAGGCGAAGAUGCGGAAGAGUCUCAAGAACCGGGCUGUCAUACCUCGUUCUGCUAAAGCGGUCAAGAUGUCCAAGAUGGAAUCUCAUCUUGAAAGUCUUGGCUACGACACUUCCAAGGUUGCUGAGCGCGCUCGAAGCCAGAGUCGCGGCCGUAGCUUGGCUCGUGGACGCUCAGAAGGCGUUGACGGCGAUGCUAUGGAAGUUGAUACCCCCAAGGCUGCUCUUGAACGGGCCAAGAGCCGUGCUAGGAGCCAGAGCACCAACCGCAGGACAGAUGGUGUCACAGACGAGGCAUCUCGUACAAAGGCUGAGCGCCUGGCUAAGCUGUCCCAGAAGAAGAUGAACAGGAUGGCCAGACAAGGUGAAGCCGAUAGGCACCAGACUGGAUCGCUGGUCAAGCAUUUGGUUGUCGGCAAGCGUGGCAUGGGAAAGACAAACAGGCGGUAA
Messenger RNA from Didymosphaeria variabile, 1965 nucleotides. RefSeq names its product Nucleolar GTP-binding protein 1 (gene NOG1). The record is from RefSeq and is a predicted model, not a curated record. Gene Ontology annotation, molecular function: GTPase activity; GTP binding; RNA binding. The transcript is spliced from 4 exons. Bases 1 to 1965 code for a protein of 654 amino acids. Gene Ontology annotation, cellular component: nucleolus. Gene Ontology annotation, biological process: ribosomal large subunit biogenesis. NCBI's taxonomy places the organism in Eukaryota, Fungi, Ascomycota, Dothideomycetes, Pleosporales, Didymosphaeriaceae.